AUGAGUGAGUUUUCAGUCCGAUUCGGGAUGAAUCCCUCUUUCGCUCAGCCAUUGAGAAGAAAAGUCCGAAAGAGAGAAGACGAUCAAAGUCAACGUCGCAUUCAAAAUCGAAAAACGGCAGAGGAAACACGAAGAGCACGCAGACGAAGAAGUCGAGAAUGUCGGAGAAAUCAAAGUCGUCGCAGCAGAAAUCGGUUAAAUCGAAAAUGACAGCAAAAAGUGGGCUGAGCCCUCCGAAGAGCAAAACGUGGUCGAAACAAGCGGAGCCUUCGGAUGUGAGAGAUCGGAACGAUGGGAUGAUAAACUGUUCUGAUUUCAGCUCGGAAUCGACGUGACGCAGUGGGAGUACUCUCAUUAUAAGGACGAGGCGAAGGGAAUCGUGAACGAGGAUCCAAACAAAUACGUGACGGACAAGGACGGAGAGUCGACUCCGUUUCUCGCCGAGCAGAAGCAGGUGACGCUCGUCCGAGGAGAGCAUCUCAAGAAGAAGCCCCUCUUCACUCUCUUCUUCCUUUUCGUCGAAAUUGUGAGUACUUCCCUUUGCACACUGUUCCGUACACACUUCAUGGCAGAUUCUAACACUGACGGUGCUCAUUACGUGGAGUUUCUUCAUAGAGUACAACGAGUUCUGCCCGGUCGUUCUCUGUUUUGCCAACCUCAUAAUCCUUCUCAUCAUCCUCCUGAUGGUAUUCGUAAUUCAGUUCGGUCGGUUCAAUGUCGUCGAAGAGGUGCUCUACGAGGACAUCCGUUACAGGAUCCCCUACCAAUGGAAGUAUUGGGCAAGUAACUCGAGCACUCGCGAACAUCCAUCCAAUCUCUUCAGAUCUGCGUCUCUCACAUCCUCCGCUUCUUCCUCACCUGCACGAACAUCACCACCGGCGCACUCGAUAACAACUUUGACGGCGGCGUCAUCGUGCUAAUUUCCGGUAUGCCCAUCAUGCUCAUCCUCGCCGCCGGCCACGUUUUCUUCGCUUUGAGACCUCAAGGUUAA
Molecule: messenger RNA, 991 nt
Organism: Caenorhabditis sp. 36 PRJEB53466
Lineage: Eukaryota; Metazoa; Nematoda; Chromadorea; Rhabditida; Rhabditidae
Source: the annotation of a GenBank genome assembly